GAUUAACAAUUAUACGUCCAUAUAUCAUUUGGAAAAAAAAACUUGAUGUCCGAAAGCACGAUUUUAUGUCGUCUACAUUUUCGCUACAAAGAGGAUUUUCAUCCGCCGAGAACUUCUGUUUACAGUAUAGUCGCACAGCACUUCUCUGACCAGCUGAAAAUCAAAUCAUUAUGAUGUAAUGACAACACGAAAUGCACUUCACCGACUGUUUAAGAUAAACUCGCCACCUUAUCAAAUACACUCAUGUUUACACAGCCUUCGUAGAGCCUAGCUCUACGAGAUUCUCAAAAUCCACCAAACAUUAAGUAGAUUUCUAAACCCUUUCCUUACUUCAGUUAUUUGUCUGGCAGCUCAUUCUGCGAUUAUGCUUGAAACUUGUGACUGAGCUUUUAAAUUACGGUUCUCUGUUUUUGCAUAUCUUGAAAUGGCAUGCGCGUUUUAUGAUUUUCAAGUAUGAGGGAACUCGCGAACAUGACUCUGAUCGCAAGAUAUCAGAUAGCAGAGCCAUAAUUCCUAUCCACCGUACCCCUUGAAUAGAAACACAAUGGCGUUGUAAAGACAUGCCGGCUAUACACGCAGUAUUUGUUUUUAUUUUUGAAAGGGAGAUGAUUACAUUGCGCUCGCUCGAAUAAACAUAAUUAGGAAUAAAUCGCGUCAAAUUCCACGCAUGCCUUUGAUUGAACACGCUACGUUGGAUCCGACCUGCCGAUUGGUUCGUUCCGUAGCAAAGCGGCAAGGAAAUAGGUUCUGGGGUGGGCUUAAAACGACAUUGAACUUCACAGUCUGUCACAAGUACGACGAACGGUAUAUGCUCUGGAGCUCAACAAGAAACCAGGAAAAACAACGAUGAAGAUAUUUAACUCAAUAUGCAUCUCCUUGUUCUACGUGUUUUUAACGUGCAAAUGCUCUCCGCUUGCGAGUACCUCUCCCGAAAAAGGAUUGCAGAAGAGAAGAUUUCGACCGAAAUUAGAUUUGAGAUGCACCCCACGACUCGAGGGUGAAAUGAGAUUCUCUUCUGGCGAAGUUCAAGUUUGCAAAUCACGACAAUGGACGUCCCUGUCCAAUCUAAUAAACUCGGUUCCUGUAAAAAAGAGUAGUUUACCAAAGUCGUGUCUUGAUGCUAAACUACAAUAUGGAUAAGGGCAAGGAAAUGGUCUUUACUGGAUCAACCCCUCCGGGAAGGACGAUCUUGCUAAUGCAUAUGUUGUAUAUUGUGACAUGAAUGUCGCGGGGGGUGGUUGGACCCUUGUUGCAAAGAUCACCAAUGAUUAUGCGUGGAUAUGUCCCGAGCGUAAAGGAGCGAGUUGCUUUGGAUCGAACGCAGAUAAGUUGCGAGCGAAUUUGUUUCAUCCGUCACACGCGAGAGAUUAUGUUGACCUGAGGAUUUCUAGUGACGAGAACUCAGGAAUUCACCUGAAGAAGACGAUUACAAGAAAACUUUUUGAAGAUGGUCUUCAGUCAAUACGGUUCACGUUUGUGACUGCAGAUAACGGUUGGACUCAAGUGAAGAUGCGUAUGCCGCAUUUAAUAAAGAGAAAAAGAACAGUUUGUUUCUCACGGGAGGCUGGUCCGAGUACAGCACUCAACAAGGAGAUUAUACAUGGAACGUUAUCAAACAAGAGAGAAAAGAAUUCAAAUUUACAGAUAUUUUAUCCUGAGAUGUUGCACUUAUAAAUGGAAGAAUGAAAUAUAUGAUGGAUUACCACAAAACCACAGAAAUCUAAUCAAUCAAGGUAAAUUGUAUACAGUUUCAAAGCUUUUUUGAUUACAAGAAAGACUACUAUAAAUUAUAAAGUAGAAUGGAAUAUUUGUGUAAGAAUAUCACGCUUUAAACAUUGUCUUUCAUCAACUUUGGGGAACUUUCCCAUUAAUUAAAUUUUAAAAGGCAA
This is a messenger RNA of Xenia sp. Carnegie-2017, 1889 nucleotides long. RefSeq lists its product as uncharacterized. Lineage: Eukaryota; Metazoa; Cnidaria; Anthozoa; Malacalcyonacea; Xeniidae. The record is from RefSeq and is a predicted model, not a curated record. Gene Ontology annotation, molecular function: oligosaccharide binding.